AACAGUGUAGUGUGAAUCUGGCACAGAGAGGGAGGGAAGAGAGAGAAACGGGGAGAGAGGGGGGAGUUUGUUGAACAGCAGACCAGCAGAGAAGAGCGCAACAGAGGGACGCGAAAAAGGAACAUUCAUACAAGCUGAUUAUUUUUAGUGUGUUCUGUUUUUUUUAUCAUUUUAUUUUUUAUUUUGAUGGAUUUUUAAAAGCUGGAAUGGAAGAUGUCUCAAGGAAGACAUGAUGAAGAUCUGGAAGUGAAAUAGACACAUACAGGUGUGCAGUGAGGUCAGAGGUCAGUCGGCCUGGUUGCACUGCUGCAGAAGAGGAGUUAGCAUGCUGCUGCUGUUCUGGAUUCUCAUAGAAGUCCCGCCCUCCCUCCUGCAACCUCCUCUCCCUCUCUCCCUGCCCGUCCACAUGUCGGUCGUCCCUUCUCCCUGGCAGUUCCUCCCUCUCUCCCAGGUGGAGCUGGGCCCUCUUUUCUCCAACUCAAGCCCCUUCUCCUCCUCCCAGAGCCUCUUCAUGCUGCCACCGCCGGGACGGGCCCCCAGACCGGGCCUCCAGGCUUCGUUUGGCCCUUACUCCGUCACACAGCUCAUAUCAGAGCCUGUUCUCUCCUCCAGCCUGUCUGCCUCCCUCCUCUCUGAGCAUGUGCAGAGGGAGAUGGGUGAGAGGGGGCAGGAGGUGUUCAGGGUGAGAGCGCUUUUUCACAAACGAGGAGACAGCGGCACUAGAGGUACCUGCGUCACCCUGCAUGCCUUCAAGGAGACAGAGGAGCACAAAGCGUCUUGUAUGACUCAGCAUCCUCUGGGGCUAUGCGUGGUCACUCUGACUCUGCCUGGCGACUGGUUCAAAGACCAGCACACCAAACCGUCACAAGAGGAUUUGGUGAAGUGGCACAGUAACGUCUACCCUCGCCACCGGGUGCACAAGAGAGAACACCGCCGACAUGGGCAUCACCACAGCAACAGUGUCAACCAUCACCAUACAACGUCUCCUUAUCUGAGGGACCAUCCAGAUGAUUAUGGAAACACACAGGCAGAUGCUCCCCUGCACCUCAGACAUAACCGGGGCCCCAUUAGAGACCAGCUUCAGCUUUUCUACUCGUCCGUGGACACAGAGACUGACUUUGAGCUGACAGCAGCAGGGUGUGUGGAGGAGCUAGCAGCUCAGUCUCAGAGGAAACUCGUCCACAUACGAGCGGUGACACUGAAGGAGGAGAAGGAGAGAGAGAAGAGCAGGACCAAAGAAGAAGAAACCUGUGUGAACGGGCAGGAAGAGGAGGAGCUUAGCUUGGACUCCCAUGUUGUGAUUCGCUAUCACAGAGGCCCUGUCCUGAUUGGUCAGCCUAUCAGAGUGUCUGUGAGCCUGAGAGGAAACUUCAGUGCUGAGUUUGUGGUCAUAAGGCUGAAGGUGAAGAAGGGUCUGGUGUCCAUGGUAGCCCAGAGAACGGUGACAUCUGAUCUGUGGACGGUGACUCUAGAGAGGAGUCAGGGCUCCGCACACGACGUGGUGUCCAUCCUCUGUCACAAACAAAGCGCCAUUAAGCACACACAAAGUCCCUCUGUCCUCCAGCAGGUGGUGUGUCUGUCUCUGGAUGGCCUCAGGCACAGCUUCGGUGUUGCUAUGUUGGUUUCUGCUAACUGGUUUGUGGAAUACUCAGGUCGUAAUAACCCUGUGUCACCACACGGGGCAGCAGUGAGCGUCUUCUCAUUCACUGAUCGACACAUCUACGGCAUCGCUCCCAUUACGGAGGCCAACACAAUCAUCAACACCGCCAUACUCACCAACCAGCCAGUGUCACUUCCUGUCAUCGUGCUCGCCAUAAGUCAUGAAGGAAAGGUGUCGGAUGUCACUUCUGCCGUCACCUGCCGCUCCACCAAUGAGAACACCAUCAAGGUGUCCAGCGAUUGUUCCACCCUCUUUGUGGACGGCAGCGAAUCAGGGCUGGGUAACACCUGCGCAGCUGUGGAGUUUAAACUGGGCACGCUCAGUGGCUCCGUGUGUCUAGAGGUAUGGGCUCCUUCAGUGCCCCUGCGAUUGUCCCUCGCAGACCCCAUUCUAAACGCCAUCGAUGGCUGGAACCACUUCACGGAGAGCGGGUGUGUGCCCGUCUAUCAGCGCUCCUCCAUCCAUGUCCUGACCCAGUUCACAGCUCAGGACUUGGAGGCCGGGAACACACAUCUCCUGGGCUCGUCUGAUUGGUUCGUGGAUGUCACCGAGCUGGUCCGUGAUUGGCUGAGAGUAGAAGAUCCCAGUGUGGCUUCCCUCAGCUCCCAGAACAAUCUGAUUGGUUUACGACCCGGGAAGACGUCAAUCUAUGUCGUCUCUGAGCAGUGGGACGGCGUUCUUGGCAGGUGUGAUGUCACUGUGAUCUCUGACCCCGUUACCCCUGGUGACCUUUCCGUGCAGGUGGUCAGCGGCCUUGGCAUGUCAGUCACGUCCAGCCCUGCGCACCCCUCUGUCGUCACGACGACAGUGACAGCAUACAACAUCCUGUACAACCAUCACCAGGAGGCGUCGAUCAGCGUCUGGCUGCAGUUCAGCGAUGACUCUGCCUCCCUGCUCUCCUCCUUCAGUGACCUCCCCCUCUCCCUGCUCCUCUCCUCAUUGGCUGAGUCCGUGGUCAUCGUGACGCCCGGCCCCAGCCAGCACAUCUAUGCCCAGGGGGACGGGGGCGGGCCUUUACUGAGAGCAGAGCUUCUGGUUUCCACCUGCAGUGACCUGUCAAUCACCUCCAACUCCAUCAGUGAAGCUGACUGGACAGACAGCAGAGCGCGCCGGCUGGCCCGAGGGUCAGGGUGGAUCCGGGUCAACCUGGACCUGGACUUCCUGCAGCCAGAGGAGGACAAAGAUGUGAACGGGGAAGAGUUUGAGUUUGACAUUUCAGACACGCUGGUCGAGUCUGACAUUGACGUCUAUGCUGCAAACUCAGAGGAGGAGGAAGGAGGGAACGUCAGCAGCGACUAUGACAGACUGAGUGGGAAAGUGAUUGACAGAAACUGGAACAAAGUCGGGAACGGAGGGAUGCUUAGUCAAAACAAUCUGGAACGAGCCGUGCUGAUGCCCAGCCAGGAGGAGGGCACCGUUUACUUCUCCCCCAGCAAGGAGAGGGGCGGAGGUGGGAGGGGGGAGGAGGCGCAGGGAGCUCAGGAGCUGGAGGUGGGUGUGGGCGCAGUCCUCUCUUUGAUCUGUCUCUCUGCCGUCCUCUUCCUCGCUAACUGUCUGCCCUGCGCCCUGAGAGACGGCAAGAGGACAAAGAUGAAGGGGGAGAGUGGAGGAGAGGAGCAGGAGCAGGAGCAGGAGCAGGAGAGUAGGAAGACAGAGGAGGAGGAAGGGGACACAGAGGAGAGGAAAGAGCAGGAAGGUGAGGUGAAGGUGGAGCAGCAGCAGGUGGGGGACAGCAUUGAGGAGGUCACAGAGGUGGAGAUCAUCUGCUGAUGAGCAAAAAAAAGACCAACUUCCAAACAAACAGGAAGCAGAGACUCACUUACACUCACUGUUUAUACACAACAGUCAGAAAACACCCACACACGGACAAUCACCUUUUCUUCAUCUGUCUGUUCGGUUACAGCGUCUCUGCUGUGCAGGGUGGUCAUCAGGGCUGCACCGGGACAUAAAAAGAGCUCUGGAGUCAUCGGCUCAGACGGACCUCUCACAAUCACACAAACACAAUGCAGCAGCACACUCCUUGAUGCCAUGAAUACACUCCUGUACAAAUCCCCUGAAACACCACUCAGCUGAGACACAAGUACGAACAUGAACUAUGAAGACCUGACUGGUAGAUAAUUCCAAAGGAGAAGGGCCUGAUAACCUCCCAUAGUACAUUUAGAAACUGUAGGUAACAGAAACAGGCAUUACAUAGAGGGGUAAUAUGGUACUAUGCCCUCUAAGUGUGUUUUGGUCCUCGUGUUAUCAAAGCAAUGAUAAGCAUGAACUUCUGUUUCUUAAUUGAAACGUAAUGCAGUUUGUUUUAGACAGAUUGCAUUUAGCCUCUGUGAUGUGUGAACUGUCUGACAACUAUGUGAUUCUUUGUAAAAAAAAUCUUCACUGUCCUAACGAGGAAAAAAAUUCAACAUGCCAUACAAUGUUUAUAUGUUAUAUUCCAAUGUGUUAUUAGAAAACAUGUUAAACACAAAACCUGCUUGUUUUCUUUUCAGAAUAUGCCGUCAUUAUGUCAGUUGUCUUUCUCUUGUGUCAUAUGUAUAAAUAAAUUGUGCAGAAUGAAGCGCUACUUUCA
Labrus mixtus (cuckoo wrasse) is the source of this 4229-nucleotide messenger RNA. It is a transcript of the gene tmem132a, whose product is annotated as transmembrane protein 132A. NCBI's taxonomy places the organism in Eukaryota, Metazoa, Chordata, Actinopteri, Labriformes, Labridae. The transcript has 14 exons. The record is from RefSeq and is a predicted model, not a curated record. The coding region runs from base 326 to 3430 and encodes 1034 amino acids.